CUUGUGAAUAGCAUUUGGCAACCUGAUAUGAAAGCGAUGAAGCUGGAGGAUCGCAGAUAGGAUAAAGUCAGUCCUUCUUGGAGCAUUUGGCAGAGUGGAUAUUUUGCGAGGGGAAGAGCCUCUGUGAUGAGCUGGAAGAUGGCAGGUGUACAAGAAAUAGAGAGGAAAUGGGGAAUUGUUUGUGGCUUUUGUUAUUGGCACUCUUUUCUUGGGUGUUUGAUUUGUUGAGGAGUUAGGGAUGAGGACAACGUAGACAAAUCUUCUGGUCUUGCUACUGAUGUUAUGAACUGCUGGGCAUCGCUGUAACCAGUGGUGGUUCUCGACCAAAAAAAAGAAUGUGCUCCUGUCUCACAAAGUUCUUAGCAGCUGGAUUUCCAGAAGUUGGUACGUUUGCCCAGACUUUGCCUUGGAUGUUUCAUGCACGGACUGUUCCUCAGCAAUCUGUGCACCAGGGUUACCGUAGCGUGCGAUGAAGACAUUCAUUCUUGCAGUGAGGCACUCAUAUGUCAUAGGUUUGCUCUGUUCCCGUGUUGUCCAGGCUGGCGGUGCUCUGGGCUGGUUCAGGAUUGUCCAUCUCCUCUAUGAAUUUCCCAACUGCAGAAACAGCCUGCAGGGAGACUCCCCCCAGAUCGUGCAUGUAAUUUGUAAUUCAGCUCUCUCCAGGCUCCUCUUUUCUCCUGACAUCCAUCCGUCGGUUCAGGCUCAUCCAUUGAGUGCAAGCCUUGAGUUGCUGCUUGGGUUCCUCUCCCAUUACCACUGCCAUGCUGGAUUUUGAGGCCGAGCUCAGAUGAUCCUGGAACUUGUUUUGCAGGUUGCACCUGGUGGUGGGUCCAGCGGCGGCCGGCUGAACAGCCGUAAGGAGGCAGGGCUGCUGGCUGCUGUGACACUGACACAGAAGAUCGUGGUGUGUCUGUCAGACACCACACUCAUGGAUAUUCUCCCCAAGAUCAGCCAGGAGGUGCUGCUCCCUGUCCUGGGCUUCCUCACCUCCCUGUCUGUCGGUUUCCCCAGUGGUGCCCAGGCCCGUGUUGUCCUGUGUGUUAAGACAAUCAGCCUAAUUGCCUUGAUCUGCCUGCGGAUCGGGCAGGAGAUGGUGCAGCAGCAUUUGAGUGACACGGUGAGAACCUUCUUUGGAGCGUUCUCACUGCUGCAGGAGCUGCAGGACCAGGGAUUGACAGUGGAGUCGCUGAGUGGCUGCGAGGUGCCGGUGAUGGAGGUGCCCCUCAUGGAAGGGAAGCUGCUGGCUCUGGAUCCGGCAGUGCUGAUGGAGUUACAGAAGGUGUUUAACCCUGAGAUGGCCUACAUCACCUACAUCCCCUUCUCUUGCUUGCUAGGUGAUGUUAUCCGGACGGUUGUGCCCAACCACUCGCUGGUUGAGAAGUUGGCCAGUCUCUACCUGGAGAAUGUGAACCCAAAGAACCUGCAGGUGGUUGGCCUUGAGCAAGCACCGAGCAUGGCAGGCUCAGACCAAGAUAUGCGAGGGACAGAAGCGUUCUCCAGCCCCCAGGAGGACAGUCACUCUGGUACUUUUGGGAGCGUGCUGGUAGGGAACCGCAUCCAAGUUCCUGUGGACACGCAGCGUGAGGGUCUGGGCUUCCUUCGCCUCAGUGCUGGCACUGAUGGCUUCAUUCCCAGCUCAUCCUGUGAGGAAAACACUCUGAAGCACGACCUUCCUCGCAGCACCCACAUGCUGUGUGGGAACUGGCUGGCAUAUUGGCAGUAUGAGAUUGGGGUGAGCCAGCAUGACCCCCGCUUCCAUUUCCAUCAGAUCAAGCUGCAGAGUUUCUCAGGGCAUUCGGGGGCCAUCAAGUGCGUGGCACCACUCAGCAGUGAGGACUUCUUUCUUAGUGGCAGCAAGGACAAAACUGUCCGCCUUUGGCCCUUGUACAACUAUGGGGAUGGUACCAGCGAGGUGCCACCGCGGUUCACCUACUCUGAACACAAGAAGUCUGUUUUCUACGUGAGCCAGCUGGAGGCAUCGCAGCACGUAGUGAGCUGUGAUGGGACUGUGCACAUCUGGGACCAGUUCACAGGCAAACUUAUCCGGACUUUUGAUGAGUUAGAUAGCAAAGCCCCCAUCACAGCUGUGACCACCAUGCCACCUCCUUAUCACAGCAUUUCUGUGGCCAGUGCAGACUCUGUGCUGCGCUUCAUUGACCACAGGAAGCCAGGAUUACAGCAUGAGUUUCGCUUGGCCAGCGGGGUGAAUGCUGGGCUGAUCCGCUGCUUGGCUGUCAGCCCCAACGGGCGCAGCGUUAUGGCUGGCUUCUCUUCUGGUUUCAUCGUGCUGCUGGACACCAGGACGGGACUCAUCAUGCGGGGGUGGCCUGCCCACGAGGGAGACAUCCUGCAGAUCAAGGCUGCAGAGGGCAACGUGCUAAUCAGCUCUUCUUCAGAUCAUUCCAUGACCGUCUGGAAGGAACUGGAGCAGAAACCACUGCACCACUACAAAUCUGCAUCCGAACCCAUCCAUGCAUUUGAUCUCUAUGGCAAUGAAGUGGUGACUGGCACCGUGGCCAACAAGAUUGGUGUCUACUCCAUGCUGGAGUCCUCAGCUUUGCCUGUCAGCACAACCAAGCUGAGCUCAGAGAAUUUCCGGGGUACUCUGACCAGCCUGGCAGUGCUGCCCAUGAAAUGUCACCUCCUGCUGGGCUCAGACAAUGGUGUGAUACGCCUCCUGGCAUAGCAACCCCAGCCCAGAAGCUUGUAGCUGUCCCACAGCUCUGGUAGUAGAGCUGAAAGCCAGCAGUGUUUCUGAUAGAAGAGCCACAGUUAGGUGUUUCUGAACGGAGGAUGCAGGAGGGAGGUGUAUUUGCUAGUGAGCACUCGGUUAAGCAUCCCUAACCUCUUUCUCUAUCUUAAAGAAAAAAGAAAAGAAAAAAAAAAAAAAAGAAAAGCCAUAGCUGAGAAACCUCCACUGCUGCUGGGAGAAAUACUGGGCAUUGUAGGUCACUGUCACUCCUGCAGAGAGGUCUGGAGCUUUCCGUACCGUGUGUGCCUGAUCCCCAGGGGACUGUGAGCUGCCCUCCAGAGAAACGUGGACCAUGGGCAUCCCCCUCCCUUCCAUUAAGGGGUAAGAGGUUGCCCUCAACACAAAUAGAAACGUAUAGCUACUGCCAUCUGCACUUACCCUUCACACUCUGCUCCUGAACCACUGAAUAGUCCUACAAGGAUUGCAUUAGUGGGCACUGCCUCCUUUGGAGCUGCGUGCUGCUGGGGUGGGAUCAAAGCCCAGAGGAUCCACUCUGUUAACUUUAGGUUCUGCUGUUUGAGAGAGAGCCUGCAUAGGAGGAGGAGAGGUUAACUAGAGCUCUUUUGUUGCCUUACUGGCUCCAGAGCAAAUGCAGGAAUGCAAGUCAGCCAAGGCACAACCCCCCAUUCUGCUGUACUGCUUCAUCCUGUGAUUUAGGAAUGAACUGCAGAAGGGUGGUUUUGAAGGCCAGAACUGGAUGCUUCUAUCAGGAUUUUUGCUUCUGGAGCUGCAAGGUAGGGAUGGAUUGUUGCUGGUUCCUACCCUAGCUGCACUGCAUCUCAUUAUUAUCAGCGGGUUGAGGAAUGCUCUGUGUGCUAUGCAUUGGCAGCAUUCCUCAAGAAAUUUCCUUUCUCAUCCUCUCCAAUCUCCUUUGUGCUGGUCAGGCUUCCGGGGAAGACAGAACAGCAAAAAGGUGCUCAAUUUUACCCCUUCCCACCACAGGUUGAGAACCUGAGAUCACAAACCAGAAUGGCGUUCCUCUGACCUUCCCUUAGGGACAGCACUGUCUGCUCCCACUCCUGUGUGACCCAAAGGUGAGGAGAGUGCUCUUCGACCCAGCAGCAGGAGCAGUUGCCUCACUUCUCUUGCAGCCCUUUUCCCAUCCAUCCCUCUUGUUAUCAGGGGAGCGGGAAGCUCUUAUCUUGAGCAGGGGAGGAGUCUGCUGUGAUUUGUCCUGAGAGUGGAAAGAGGGGCACCCUCCAGCUGCCAGGGAGCUGGGAAGCUGCCCUGUGCUUUCAGGGAGGGGUGUGGUGGUGAGCAGUUGGCUCUGGCUAUCCUUCCCCAUCCAAGGGAAGCUCCUAGUCCCGUGUUGCCUAUUAACCAUUUGCAAUAGAUGUAAAUAUUGACUUCUAAUAAACUCUUUGAAAGAGAUGCAGAGAA
Molecule: messenger RNA, 4132 nt
Organism: Meleagris gallopavo (turkey)
Lineage: Eukaryota; Metazoa; Chordata; Aves; Galliformes; Phasianidae
Source: RefSeq, a predicted model, not a curated record